Molecule: messenger RNA, 1611 nt
Organism: Lodderomyces jiufengensis
Lineage: Eukaryota; Fungi; Ascomycota; Pichiomycetes; Serinales; Debaryomycetaceae
Exons: 1
Coding region: 1-1611 (536 amino acids)
Source: RefSeq, a predicted model, not a curated record
AUGAACAAAGAGCCUAUAUUUAUUGAGCCUGAUAACUUUUUCGAAGGAAUAGUUGUUGGUGGUGGAACUUGUGGAUUAGCAGUUUCACUGAGAUUAUGUGAAUCAAAACCAGGAUCAUUAUUUACGGACAGUGAACAUCAAAGAUUCCAUUGGUUAAAACAACGAGGUCAUAAAUCAAAUAAAUUAGGAUCUAAUAAAUUUUAUCAAUCAUCACUGUUUCACCCAUCCGAUUUAUUAAUUAUUGAUUCAACAAAUAAUAAAUUUUUAAGUCAAUGGGAUAAUCAAUUUAAGUCAUGUCAAAUUCCAUAUUUAAGAUCACCAAUGUUUUUCCAUGUUGAUCCAUCGGAUAUUGAUGGAAUGACAAGUUAUGCAUAUUCUACCAAUAGAGAAAAUGAAUUAAUGGAAAUUACAAACGUUGUUGGUAAAGAAAUUUCAAAACAUAAAUUGAAACAGAAAAAAGGGUUGAAAAAAAAUGGAUUAAUUGAUAUAAAUCAUAGAGAUUGGAAAGAUUAUUAUAGACCAUCUACAAAACUAUUUCAUGAUUAUUGUGAGUCAGUUGUAGAUAGAUACAAUCUAAAAAAUAGUAUAAUAAAAGAUGAAGUAAUUGACAUAAAAUAUAGAUUAAUUCAAUAUGAUGAUAAAAAUAUUGGUAAAGGGGUUUUGAUUUACACAAAAUUAGGGAAAAUAUUUGGUUGCAAAUUUGUAAUUAUUGCGAGUGGUCAUCGUGGUAAAAGUAAUUAUCCAAUAAAACCAUUUGGUGAAAUAACCACAAACACUUGUCAUACUUCACAUUUAUUCACCAACCAAGUUAAAUUUUUAGAUGAUCAAUUCUUCAAAAGACCAAAACUUAAAAAUAUAGUUAUUGUUGGAGGAGGAUUAACAUCAGCUCAAUUGGCUAAUGUAGCAUGUAAUGAUCCAACAGUUGACAAAGUAUAUCUUUUAUUUAGAUCACCCAUUAAGAUCAAACAUUUUGAUUUCCAUUUAGAUUGGGUGUCCAAGUAUAAGAAUUUUAAAAAAUCAAUAUUUUUCAAUCAAGAAUCUAAUGAAUUAAAAUAUGAAAUGAUUAAUGAUGCAAGAGAAGGUGGGUCUAUAAAUCCUGAGUAUUAUAAAAAAUUGAAAAAUCAUUUGAAAUCAGGUAAAUUAAAAUGGUUUACUGAGACUGUUAUUUUGAAUCAAGAAUGGAAUGGUGAUUAUUGGAAUUUGGAAUUAAGUAACGACUUAAAUUUAACAAAUAUUGAUUAUAUUUAUUUCGCGACAGGAAUUACAAAUGAUAUUGAAUCAAUACCAUUUUUAAAACUGAUAAUUGAAGAACACCCUAUUGAAUUUACAAAGGGAUUUCCUUCAUUAACUGAUAAUUUACAAUGGAACACAGAAGUUCCCUUAUUUUUCAUAGGCAAAAAUGCGUCAUUGCAAGUUGGUCCAACUUCAGCAAAUCUAGAUGGUGCAAGAUUAGGUGCUGAAAGAAUUGGUUGGUAUUUGCAAAAUAUGAAAUUACAAGGAGAAUUAAGUUGGUCAACUACAAAUGAAGCAAACUAUAACUCCUUUAAUACUCAGUUAGAUUUAGCUAGUGGGAAAUUAAAUUGGUUUGAAUUGUUAGAGUGUAAUGCAUAA